GCUCGUCAUGUGGUCGGGAGGCAUCCUGACUUGCAGGGAGAUUGUUUUCCUAGAUAUGUCAGCUUCCACAGGACAUCUCUCUCCUCGAAAGAGCUUAACCCCCCAAAAUGUCCUUCCCCGGUAGCUCUCCUGCGGCCAACACCUUCUUGGUGGACUCUUUGCUUGGUGCGUGCAGGACGGACAGCUUUUACUCCGGCAGCAGCAACAUGUACAUGCCGUCCGGCACAGACAUGGGAACUUACGGAAUGCAAACCUGUGGACUCCUGCCUUCUUUCGGCAAGAGAGGGGAGGUCAACCACCAAAACAUGGGCAUGAACGUGCACUCCUACAUACCUCAACUAGAAAACUGGACUGAUCCGAGCAGACCCUGCAGGAUAGAGCCGUCCAGUCAGAUGACAAACUGUUCCUUCUCCCAAAGCAUAAAGGAGGAGAGUAACUGCUGCAUGUACUCCGAUAAGAGAGUCCAAAAAGUCAGCCUGACAGAAGUCCCCGCUUAUCCCAAUGUCGCCCCCGAGUCCUGUUCCGUCGACGGACCCGAGAUCCCGGUGCCGGGCUAUUUCAGACUGAGCCAAACUUACGCGAAUGGGAAGCACCAGGACCACUACUGCCAUGAGCCGCCGAGUCCAAACCCAACACUGAUGCAGCUGAGCCGGCUCACCCCAAAACCGCAGUCCACUUCCUCCACGUCGUCCUCAUCGUCCCAUUUUGCAGAGGUGGAGAAGAAAAGUGAGGACUUGCGACACGACCCCGAGACCUCCAGGACCCCGGUGACCGCAGAGAGUCCGGAUCCAAAGUCCGGCUCGGAGGAGAAGAGCUGCUCCGUGGAAAUGGAGGCGCCGGUGUCCAGCCCUGAGCUGCUGCAGCAGAAGGAAAGGAAAGAGUGCAAGAGCGACACGCCGACCAGCAACUGGUUAACAGCGAAGAGUGGGAGAAAGAAGAGAUGCCCCUACACAAAGCACCAGACCUUGGAGUUGGAGAAGGAGUUUCUGUUCAAUAUGUAUCUGACCCGAGAGCGCCGCCUAGAGAUCAGCCGGGGCGUCAACCUGACCGACAGGCAGGUCAAGAUCUGGUUUCAGAACCGCAGGAUGAAGCUAAAGAAGAUGAACAGGGAAAACCGCAUCCGGGAACUCACCUCGAAUCUCACCUUUUCGUGAGCUCGCAUGCUGUCAGUUGUUCUAGCUGUUUUUUUAUUUUCUAUGUCUCUUCGUGUUCAGUUUGAUGCUUUUUGGUGGCAUUGGACGUUCAUUCUCAAUUUCAGCGAAACUGUGACUAUAUAUAUUUCAGUAUUUUGUGUGGCAUCCAAUAUUCUGUUUGUUUCAUUUAUUAUUUUUUGUAUUGUAUCACAUCAGGGUAAUACUUUUUGUUGUUAAAUUAUUGGAGACAUCUUCCUCUCCCCCUCUGCCCGUAUAUGGAUAUACAUCUAUUGUGUCGGGGUGGUGGAGGUGGUGGUGAGCUGUGUGGGAAAAGACGUUGCUUCUAUUUCAGUCAUGAAAGCACAUUUAUUGUCGUGUAGUGCAACAUUUGUUUUACAGUGUGUGCAAGCCAUUUGCUCUGUAGUGAAAUGUUUCUAUGGGCUUUUUAAAAGUGGUGGAAAACAGUGUUAAUCUGUGAAUUUACUGCAUG
Molecule: messenger RNA, 1623 nt
Organism: Platichthys flesus (European flounder)
Lineage: Eukaryota; Metazoa; Chordata; Actinopteri; Pleuronectiformes; Pleuronectidae
Gene: hoxd10a
Product: homeobox D10a
Exons: 2
Coding region: 108-1154 (348 amino acids)
Biological process (GO): regulation of transcription by RNA polymerase II
Cellular component (GO): nucleus
Molecular function (GO): RNA polymerase II cis-regulatory region sequence-specific DNA binding; DNA-binding transcription factor activity, RNA polymerase II-specific
Source: RefSeq, a predicted model, not a curated record